Entelurus aequoreus (snake pipefish) is the source of this 1563-nucleotide messenger RNA. Its product is annotated as dual specificity protein phosphatase 7-like. Gene Ontology annotation, molecular function: protein tyrosine/threonine phosphatase activity; MAP kinase tyrosine/serine/threonine phosphatase activity. Lineage: Eukaryota; Metazoa; Chordata; Actinopteri; Syngnathiformes; Syngnathidae. The record is from RefSeq and is a predicted model, not a curated record. The coding region runs from base 1 to 1128 and encodes 375 amino acids. The transcript is spliced from 5 exons. Gene Ontology annotation, biological process: negative regulation of MAPK cascade; protein dephosphorylation. Gene Ontology annotation, cellular component: cytoplasm; cytosol.
AUGGAGGAAUGUCAGCAUGACUGUCUGGACAACAUUCACCUGCACACUUCAACUCCUCAUGUUGCUUUUGUGCAAAGCCAUGAAGGAGACUCCUCACAUAUGAGGAGCAGCUGCUUUCUGUCAGCUGAGAGGAUGAAGAUGACACUCGUAGUGACUGACACUCCACCUCCACUGUGGCAGUCAAUCAAGACACUUUUGUGCCAAAACGUUUCUCCCACAAAAAUAAGACGCUUGGCAUUCACGUCCCGUCUCCAAACGCCGCCCUCCAUCUCCCACGUCCUCCUGGGCUUUGGACGCCGCCCAAGGAACAUUUUCCGAGAAAUAGUGGCGCAUGAUGACGAUUUGGCUCAGAUCAAAUUUUCUUUGGUCCCCGCAGGAGGCUUCCACAAAUUCCAGUCCGAGUUCCCCGAACACUGCGAGACCAAUUUGGACUGUUCCUGUCCCAGCAGCUCGCCUCCGUCCUCCGUGCUCGGCCUGGGAGGACUCCGCAUCAGCUCGGACUGCUCGGACGGCGAGUCGGACCGCGAGCCCAUCAGCGCCACGGAGUCGGAGGGCAGCCCGCUGCCCAGCAACCAGCCGGCGUUCCCUGUCCAGAUCCUGCCGUACCUUUACCUGGGCUGUGCCAAGGACUCCGCCAACCUGGACGUGCUGAGCAAGUACAACAUCAAGUACAUCCUCAACGUCACGCCCAACCUGCCCAACAUGUUUGAGCACGAGGGCGACUUCAAGUACAAGCAGAUCCCCAUCUCGGAUCACUGGAGCCAGAACCUCUCGCAGUUUUUCCCUGAGGCCAUUUCGUUUAUCGACGAGGCCCGCUCCAAAAAGUGCGGCAUCCUGGUGCACUGCCUGGCGGGGAUCAGCCGCUCGGUGACGGUGACGGUGGCCUACCUGAUGCAGAAGCUCAACCUGUCCCUCAACGACGCCUACGACUUCGUGAAGCGUAAGAAGUCCAAUAUCUCGCCCAACUUCAACUUCAUGGGCCAGCUGCUGGACUUCGAGCGCACGCUGGCCCUCAGCAGCCCGUGCGACAACAACCGCUCCACGUCGCCCGCCGCCAACGAGCAGCUCUUCUUCACCACGCCCACCAACCACAACGUGUUCCAGCUGGACACGCUGGAGUCCACGUGACAGUAGGGGGGCGGGGCGGGACGACAUUCUUCAGCGGGUUCUUGUUUCCGUGGCGACAACAUGGCCGCCGACGCUGCCGUAUCUGGAGGAGGCGCUUUAUUGAAUGAUCUGGCCUCCGCCGGCUCGCCGCUUUGGUGCCGCUUUUGGGAGGAAGUCGCGCAAAGUUUUGAGGCUGAUGAGAAGCUUUAAGGACCGCGCUCAUCGGGCUGCGACGAGAAGCCAAGGAGACUUUUUUUUUAAAAACACAGAAAAUGUGUCACUGCGGAGAAUCUUUGGAGGCGUCACUCUGCUCAAUGUAGAGCUUUUAAAAACCAAUGAAUUAACAAAGUAUUUGUACUGUAUGUUUGUUUGGCGUGCAUUGCAGGAAGAAAUGUCUAUAUGCAGUUAUUUUUUGUAUAUUUUCCUAUAUAUAUAUAUAUAUCUAUAAAUUGUGUG